This is a messenger RNA of Papaver somniferum (opium poppy), 1231 nucleotides long. RefSeq names its product putative MO25-like protein At5g47540. Gene Ontology annotation, molecular function: protein serine/threonine kinase activator activity. The transcript is spliced from 11 exons. NCBI's taxonomy places the organism in Eukaryota, Viridiplantae, Streptophyta, Magnoliopsida, Ranunculales, Papaveraceae. Gene Ontology annotation, biological process: intracellular signal transduction. The record is from RefSeq and is a predicted model, not a curated record. Bases 1 to 1023 code for a protein of 340 amino acids.
AUGAAGAGUCUCUUCAAAUCGAAACCCAAAACACCUGUUGAGUUAGUUCGUUUGACUCGUGAGCUUCUUAUCUUUGUUGAUACCGAUUCAACUACCAAGGGAACCAAGCGCGAUGAAAAGAUGGCAGAACUAGGUAAACUUAUGCGAGACUUGAAGUGCGUUUUAUAUGGGAAUAGUGAUUCGGAACCACUUGCAGAAGCCUGUGCACAGUUGACGCAGGAAUUUUUCAAGCAAAACACUCUUCGUCUAAUUAUAAUCUGUCUACCAAAGCUUAACUUAGAGACCCGAAAAGAUGCAACUCAAGUUGUCGCGAAUUUGCAAAGGCAACAGGUUCAAUCACGACUUAUUGCUUCUGAUUACUUGGAGUCAAACAAAGACCUUAUGGAUAUCUUGAUAUCAGGGUAUGAAAAUAUGGACCUUGCUUUACAUUACGGUGCAAUGUUGAGGGAGUGCAUUCGGCAUCAGAUAAUUGCUAGGUAUGUCCUGGAGUCAGAGCACAUGAAGAAAUUUUUUGAUUUUAUACAACUACCAAAUUUUGACAUUGCCUCUGAUGCUUCCGCAACUUUUAAGGAGCUUUUGACUAGGCAUAAAUCUACUGUAGCCGAUUUUCUAACUAAGAACUAUGAUUGGUUUUUUGCAGAAUACAAUGGAAAAUUACUGGAGUCUUCUAAUUACAUCAUCCGACGACAAUCCGUGAAGCUUUUGGGAGACAUGUUACUAGAUCGAUCAAAUUCUCCUGUAAUGAUGAAGUACGUGUGCUCCAAGGAUAAUUUAAGAAUCUUAAUGAAUCUUCUUAGGGAACAGAGCAAGAACAUCCCAUUAGAAGCAUUUCAUGUUUUCAAGCUCUUUGCAGCGAAUCAAAACAAGCCUCCAGAGAUAGUUGGCAUAUUAGUAGCAAAUAGAAGCAAGCUUCUCCGCUUCUUUAGCGAAUUUAAGAUCGAUAAAGAGGAUGAACAAUUUGAAGCAGACAAAGCUCAAGUUAUUAAAGAAAUUGUUGCCCUAGAACCUAAAGAUCGCUCUUGAGAAGUUAAGUUAAAAGAAGUAUACAUCUACCUAUGUGUAAAACUUCAAUCUAAUCUAUUGUAAAUGUUGGAUGUUAAAGUAAUGGAUUCAGUAAUAUGUUGUUUUUUGUUUUUUAAUAAACUAGUGCUCACCAUUUUUCCCUGGAUGAAGCUGAGCAAGCUGGUUUGGCCUUAAUAAUAUCUGGGUUUGUUUUAUAAAGCCCCAUCAC